AUACGCGUGUAGGCAAACCACGGUGUGGUACAGUUCUGUGACAGGCUAGCAUCAGAAAAUAUCCCCGGACAGACGCGUCUGCGCACUGAUAUCUGCCGCAAGCGACUGCAGGCGACUCAGAAACAUGGGGUCCCGAAUAAAGGAGAGCCCAGAGUCCACCUUUGAGGUGUAUCUAGAGGUAGCCCAUCCAGGCUCACACAGCUCAGGGCCAAAAGUGCGAAGGCAGUUCCCUGAGGUCUACACAGACCAGGAAACUCUUCAGACCUUGCCCAAGUUCUGCUUCCCCUUCAGCAUGGACAGCCCAACGGUCACCCAGGUUGGCCAGAACUUCACAUUUGUAUUGACUGACAUUGAGAGCAAACAGAGAUUUGGCUUCUGUCGACUGUCCUCAGGUGCACACACCUGCUACUGCAUUCUCAGCUACCUGCCCUGGUUUGAAGUGUUCUACAAGCUACUGAAUAUCCUUGCAGAUUACACAAUCAAAGGCCAGGAAAGCCAAUGGCAAGAGCUCCUGGUAUCACUUCAUGUGCUACCCAUUCCUGAGCCAGGGGUCCCUGUUCAUCUCGGUGUGCAUUCCUUCUUUACUGUGCCUGACACGAGGGAACUCCCGAGCAUACCUGAGAAUAGAAACCUAACUGAGUACUUUGUAGCAGUAGAUGUCAAUAACAUGCUUCAUCUGUACGCUAGUAUGAUUUAUGAACGUCGAAUUCUCAUCUGCUGUAGCAAACUAAGCACUUUAACAGCUUGUGUCCAUGGGUCUGCAGCCAUGCUAUAUCCCAUGCACUGGCAACAUGUUUACAUUCCUGUCCUGCCUCAACAUCUCUUAGACUACUGCUGUGCCCCAAUGCCAUACCUCAUUGGAGUGCAUUCCAGCAUGAUGGAGAGAGUUCGAGGGUUGGCUCUGGAUGAUGUGGUGGUCCUAAAUGUAGACACAAACACAUUGGAAACUCCCUAUAAUGACCUAGAAAGCCUGCCCAAUGAUGUGGUUGUGUCUUUAAAAAGUCGUUUGAAGAAGGUUUCAACAACAACAGGGGAUGGAGUGGCUCUAGCCUUCCUCAAGAGUCAGGCAGCUCUGUUUGGCAGCUACAGAAACGCUCUGCACAUUGAGUUGGGAGAGCCAAUAACUUUCAAUGAAGAAACAUUUGUGAAUCAUCGUACCAGUGCCAUGAGACAGUUCCUUCACAACGCUAUUCAGUUGCAGCUCUUCAAACAGUUCAUUGAUGGGCGUCUAGACUUGUUGAACUCAGGCGAGGGCUUCAGUGACAUCUUUGAGGAGGAGAUCAACUUGGGCGAAUAUGCAGGAAGUGACAAGACCUACCACCAGUGGCUGUUCACUGUAAAGAGAGGGGGUGGGGCUAUCUUCAAUACAGUGAAGACAAAGGCAAACCCAGCCAUGAGGACUGUUUACAAGUUUGCCAAAGACCAUGCAAAAAUGCGUAUUAAAGAAGUCAAGAGCCGGCUAAAGCAGAAGGAGCAAGCAGAAAAUGGCUUCUCUACAGGAGUGUCAUCUGUCAUCAAUGAUGAAAGCUCAACAAGCAUUGUCUCCCCCCCCAGUGGAUUCAGGACGGAGGGUGCACAGCAAACCUGGGAUGAUGACCACAGGGCAAUCACUGUGCACUUUGGACAGGCUCAGCCACCUGUGUUGUUGAAAAGACCAAAAAGCAAUCUGAGUCUGGAAACCAGCCUUGAACACUCUAUCCGUCCUACUCGUCACUACACAGUGUUUCUCUCUGAAGAUUCAUCUGGAGAUGAGCUCCAGUUCGACAAUGACUCCAUCUCUGGGUUUCCUGACAGCUUUCUCUUCUCUGUUCCUUUUGAGUGGUCACCUCUGCCACAGCCAUACCACUCCCUGAAGGAAGGAGAGUUGAGAGAAGCUGAUGAUCCUAGUAUUGGGGCUGAGAGUCACACUGCUCCUCCCAGCCCAGUCAAGGAGAAGUUCUCCAAUGUCAACUUGCUUGGUGAUAUAUUCAGCUGCCAAGAUGAGCCUGACAUCCAACCAAUUACCUUGGCUAAAAGUCUUGAGGACCUGAGGAUUCCCAAAGACCCUGGGGAGCUACAAGCUACAUUUACUUACCAGCGGAUGGACCUGUGUGUCGAUGAAAACUCUCAAACAUUUCCAGGCCUCAAGCUCUCUAAGCAUUAUAAUAAGCUAUGGAGUAUAGGGCCGUAUGAACCGACCUUGCCCAUUUGUGCACCUCCUGCCUGUGAUGCAGGUGCAUUUAUACAACUUCCUGUGCAGACAGAAGCCCACUCCCCAAGCCAUGAAAGCUCUGAACUGGGUUCUGACCCUUUCACGCCUUCUACCCUUGGCAACAUUACCAUCCCACGUCCCCAUGGAAGAAAGACACCGGAGCUUGGUUCUGUCCUUGCACCCCCCAUGGCCCAGUCACGCUCUAAAGCAGCAGAAACUGGUGAAGCAAGGACUGCAUUUGGGGGGAAAGAGUUUAGGCAAGCUCUGAGCAUGACCACAGAUGGAGAACUGCUCGAGUCCACCAACAUAGCUGAGGGCAGUAUAGAUCUGAUAAGCCUGCUUGACCCCCUUAAUAGCGCAGCAAAUAGUGACUCCACUUCACUUAAAUAUGGGGAAUGCAUUGGCAUUUCGCCAUCUUCCUGCAAACCAACACUUCCACCAAGGUCUUACCCACAGGGCUUACCUAUUUUUCCAAUGCAUCCUCACAUGUCACUUAACCCUUUUGUCCAGUCUCUGCAACCAACCUCCCCUCAAAUGCAUUAUUCACUGACUGCAAGAAGGAAUCCCUUCAGUACAGUGUGUGGGCCUCCAGUAGGCUCUUACUUACACUCUCCAACCCAGCCACAGUCCAUUUCUACACUAUCAGGACUUUACAGACAUCAUUCACCAGGCAGUUCAACUCUGCCACACAGCUAUGGACCGCUCCAGUCAACCUUCUCCUCCUCAGAAACCUCACUGCUUCACUCCUCUGCCAGCAAUCAUGCCCUUUCCAACCUGGCAGACUCAAUGUCUGUCCCCAGUACAGCUAUGAACUUGGUGGUAAAGCCUCUUUCUUCAGAGGCAGACAGCCAGAGGAGUCGGGAUCCUUUUGGGGACCUGAUGACUAUGGUCAAGCCAGCUACACCCCCAAAAAAGAAGGUGGAGGACCUUCGGAGGAGGUGGGAAACGUUUGACUAAAGUCUGUUAAGGUGCCCUCUCUGUAACUACACAAACUUCCCUCACUAUUGGAUCCAAACCUAUUGCAUUUACUGACACAUUAGCCAUAAUACACUCUGUUCUGCUUACGCAACUCACUAUCAUAGAAGGAUUAUAGCUUUACCUGGCAUGUAACACUUGCUGGGUAAAGAAAAAAAGAGUAGAUGACAUCAUAUGUGCGUUAUGCCAGUUUAACUUCAGGUUUAUUCACAAUAUCAGUAUUCAGCAAGUCAGAAAACAUUGUUUAUGAAUUGUAAAGUAAUGUCUACCAGAAAUGGUAAAUACAAUACUUAUAGGAAUCAAAAGCUAGAUGAAACUUGUCAGGAUUAAUAAAGCUAACUGUAACAUUGAAGGGAAAUUCAGGUAGUAAGUUGCUGUUGCCAACUGUAUUAUACUGAUUUGGCAAAGGGAGACAGGGUGUAUAUGGCUCUUAUGAACAUGUAUGUUUUUUUUCCAGUGCAAUCUGAGUUGAUGGUGCCUGAACAUCUUUCUUCUGAUGCUGUCCAUUUGGCCAUGGCAACCAGAGAAGCAACACAGAGGAAAACUAUGUUAAUUUUAAUAUCUAAGUUACUGAAGAAGUGUAAACAUUCUCAGGGUUCAUUAUGAAACUGUAGCGGGUCAAACACAGUCAAUACAUGGUCGUUCAUUGUCGUCCAAGACACGUUCACGUUGACACUGCUAAAGAAAUGAGGACACAAAAGUCCCAGUCCACCUUAAAAUGGUCUGAAUUAUAGGAUAUUGUUUCCCUUGUGAAUGUGAGCAUAUACUUGUCCUCAGUGCAUCUUGGGUAUGUUUGCCUGUACUUAGAGCUCUCCAUUGUGAUCAGAUCACUCAGGAUAGAUGUUAAUUCCAGGUCUUAAUGCGAUCUCUGUUUGCAGCCAGUCAGUAGUUGCUAUGUCAGAGCAACACCUUGGUGCAAUCCAUCUGAAGUAUAUCAGCAAUAUUUGAGAAACCGCCUUUCAAUUUGGAUUCUUUAAUUAUCUCUUAAUGUAGAAGUUUUACUUAUUAUUCGGAAUCUGCCUUUACUUAUGUGAAAUUAAUAUUGUACAAACAAAAAAGGGAUUCACGGGAAACUACAGAUCCACUGGACAUGAUGUAAAGGACAAAAGUUGCUCAUUAGUGCAGUUUUACCAUGUGAAAUGAUUUUGUUAAAUGACUAAAUAUAGCAUACCAAAAUGAAAUAUCUCAGCACCUUCGUUGCAUAAUGUACAUUAAUUUGCCCCCAAUGAAUAAUAAAGACAAUCUUAUACAGACCUCUUUGUCCUAUAUAAUGGUAAGUGGUCUGUAUUUAUUUAGUUAUUUUCUAGUUUGAUGAACUCAAAGCAAUUUACAGUCCAUGUUUCCCACCUUUUCACACACAAAUUUACACAAUGCAUCUAUGUGAAGCUCUCUUUACCACGCAUCACUGGUACACUGCUGGCACAGCUGUCAGUGGCAUUUUGGGGUAGAAUAUUUUACCCAGGGACAUUCGGAAUGGGGGAGACAGGGAUCAAACUGCUGUUAGUGGAUAACCUGAGCCCCAGCUUCCCUCUGAUUAAUACGCUCCACUAUUAAAACAUCAUGCCAUUAAAUCAAUCUUUACAUCUAGAAAAUUCACAAUCAGAUUCUUGACAAAUUCUACCAAAAUCUUAAAAUAGAUAAAAUCUUAGAAUAGAAUGUAUUACAAUUUUGCUAAUUGGUACAGACAUUUAUAAUGAAAACAGUUACUGUCAGUUUAACAGUGAUUCGUGACUUUUGCUGCAGACUGUGAUUUCAUGAUUUUCGUCUUUUCUUGUGUGGAGUGACUAAAGUGUAAAAAUGUGCAUUAAAAUCAGAGUUGAUGAAUCAUUAACUGCAACAGAAGGCCUUUCGUUACGUUGGGAGGAACUGUUGUGAUAAAACACAACACACACAAAUAUACACACAGCUUUCCACUCCACUAAGAUCAACAGAAAAAAGAAAUGUGUGUCUGCUGAACACUGCUGAUUUUGAUAUUUUGUGUAGUUUCACUUUCCAGGCAACCUUUUGCACACAAAGAUAACCAUGCUUUAAGAUGUUCAGAUGCCAACACAAUUCAUUGCACAGCACCCUCCCAUGUCUUUUGUCUUUAAUGCAACCACUUUCGCUUAGUGCUUAAUAUAGUAUCAGUAUAGAUUUCUGAUUCAAAAUAGCACACAUUACCUACUGAGAUACACUCACAACAACAUUUUUCUUAGUGAUGUUGUACAAUUGCCAUGUCUUAGUAAUCUGCUGUAGUCAUUUUACUUCGUAAUGUUAUUAGGAUACCGGGUCACAAUGUGGUACAUCUCAUCUUCUGCAUCUAAUCACCUUUUGAUGUUUUGGGAAAUUUAUGCACAGUUCUGUUGUUUUUUGGCCUCCUUACAUUUUUACAAAGAAACAUUUUAAGUCUUCAAACCUACAAUUGACUGUAAUGUCCGCCAAAUUAUUAAAAUCUUUAGGGAUGCUUUCAUCUAUGUUGCUGAUAAUAUAUGCACAUAUCUGCCUUAGUCAAUUCUUACUCUGUUUGAUGAUAAUGAUGUUUAAUGAGUUACAGACUCCUUACACAUUGUGAUGUCCAUUGUAGAUAGAGUAGAAAUAGCGGUUCUCACAAUUUUGCCACCAGUUUCUAGUUCAGCUCAUUUUGACUUUAACAAGAGAAAUCAUGUAGCUGUCACACCUUGUCAACCUUUACUGGUUUCCAGGUGAUCCUGGGACAUCUAUGUGUGAUGAAUGCCAAAAAGUCUUAAUCACUUCUAAUGUUCUGAACAGGUAUACUUGCUGUUGUAUCAGUAUAGAGAUGACAUCUAUUCUAAGACUGAUUAAAGAGUGGUGACUAAUAUCCUAUAAGACCUAAGUUGCUUAAAAUAGAAAUCUUUAUCAUAAUAUAUCAACUUAAAUGUUACAACUGACUCGACACAACGCAUAUCAUUUCCCUGCUAUACUUAAUUCUUGUGAGGACAAUGUCCAUAAGUUUAAGUCCAGAGAUGGAAGUGCAUCUGGAAAAUGUUCAAACCUUUUCCAAAUUUUCCACAUUUUGUUGUUAAGACUCAUCUUCAAAUGGAUUCACUUAAUUUUUUUUUAUCAUGAAUCUUCAACUGUGAUUACACAAUGACAAAGCAAAAACUGUUUUUUGGAGUGUUUGUAAAUUUAUUAAAAAUAAAAGAGUGAACUAUUCUA
Molecule: messenger RNA, 6322 nt
Organism: Pleuronectes platessa (European plaice)
Lineage: Eukaryota; Metazoa; Chordata; Actinopteri; Pleuronectiformes; Pleuronectidae
Gene: dennd1a
Product: DENN/MADD domain containing 1A
Exons: 23
Coding region: 125-3148 (1007 amino acids)
Biological process (GO): endocytic recycling; endocytosis
Cellular component (GO): cytosol; clathrin-coated vesicle
Molecular function (GO): guanyl-nucleotide exchange factor activity; phosphatidylinositol phosphate binding
Source: RefSeq, a predicted model, not a curated record